Xyrauchen texanus (razorback sucker) is the source of this 8655-nucleotide messenger RNA. RefSeq names its product lysophospholipid acyltransferase 2-like. Gene Ontology annotation, molecular function: acyltransferase activity. Lineage: Eukaryota; Metazoa; Chordata; Actinopteri; Cypriniformes; Catostomidae. Gene Ontology annotation, cellular component: membrane. The record is from RefSeq and is a predicted model, not a curated record. The transcript is spliced from 13 exons. Gene Ontology annotation, biological process: lipid modification. Bases 111 to 1625 code for a protein of 504 amino acids.
GCACCAGAGAACAACAUUAUACACCCGACUAUUGAAAAGAGGGAAAGAAAGAGGACAGACUGAGUUUCGGGAGGAUUUGACUGGAAGGGAGUGGAGAGCUGGACUAAACCAUGGCCACAUCUACGUCUUGCACUGGUUGCACAUUGCUGCAGCCAAUUAGUGACAUUAUCGACCUACCGCUGGACCAGGUGAACUUUGUGGUGUGCCAGCUCUUUGCCCUGGUAAUGGCCUUCUGGUUCAGGCUCUACCUGCAUCCCAGUAAGACCAGUCCCUUCAUCCGGCAUGUAGUUGCCACCCUGCUGGGCUUCUAUCUGGCUCUCUUCUGCUUUGGCUGGUAUGCUUUACACUUUCUUGUACAGAGUGGUCUUGCCUAUGGCGUAAUGAUUUUCACAGGCGUGGAACACAUGCACAAAUACUGCUUUGUGGUUACGCUGGGAUACCUCAGUUUCUGCCAAAUCACCAGAGUGUACGUGUUUGACUAUGGCAUGUACUCUGCGGACUUCACUGGGCCCAUGAUGGUUAUCACUCAGAAGAUCACAAGCUUGGCAUUUGAGAUUCAUGACGGUCUGAUGAAGAGGGAGGAGCAUCUGAAACCAAGUCAAAAGUAUCUUGCUGUCAGAAAAAUGCCCAGUCUGCUGGCGUAUCUGAGUUAUAACUGUAACUUCAUGGGGAUCCUGGCAGGCCCGACUUGCUCUUACAAUGAUUACAUUGCCUUUAUAGAGGGCAGAUGCUACGAGCUCAGACAUGUGGUGUCAAAUGGCACAGAGAACUGCAAAUUCAAGCAGAGUGACCCUUCACCUAAGAGGGAUGUGAUCCAGAAAGUCUUCACAUGUGCUGUUUCCCUGCUGGUGUAUUUGGUGAUCUACACCGCGUGCCCCACUGACCGUGUCAUCAAUGACUCCUUCAUGGCCUCUAACCCAUUUUACAUCCAGGUCCUGUACCUCUACAUCUCCAUGCUGGCCUUACGUCCUAAGUACUACUUUGUAUGGACAUUAGCUGAUGCCAUCAACAAUGCAGCUGGUUUUGGCUUUAAUGGCUAUAACACAGAUGGUACACCAAAAUGGGACAAAAUAUCAAACUUGAAAAUAAUGGACAUUGAGUUUGCCACCAGCUUUAAGAUGUUCUUGGAUAACUGGAAUAUUCAGACAGCCCUUUGGUUAAAAAGGGUGUGUUACGAGCGCUGCCCGUACAAUCCGACAGCAGCCACUUUCCUCCUCUCCGCCAUGUGGCACGGAGUGUACCCGGGGUAUUACCUGACUUUCAUCACGGGCAUCAGCAUGACAAUGGCAGCACGGGCAGUCAGACACAACGUGAGACAAUACUUCCUGGGCUCAUCCACACUCAAGCUUAUCUAUGAUGUGAUCACGUGGGCCAGCACGCAGAUCGCCAUAUGCUACACUGUUGUACCAUUUGUACUACUGGCAGUGGGGCCAUCACUAAAGUUUUAUAGCUCGUGGUACUGCUGCAUGCACUUGAUCUGCUUGUUACUGGUGCUGGUGUUACCCGUGAAGUCCAGACGCUCACAUGCAAAACAACAGCAGCACCAGAGCAGCAUUCAUACCAGCGAACACAACUGCCUCUCCUCUCCUGACAACAACUGCAAUGAGAAGCAGAAAGCCACAUGAGGGCGGCAUGGAGGGCCGCUCGCUCGCACACGCUGCUGUGAGGAACUCUGAUAUCAAUACUGAGAGACAAAGGGCGGCCAUUUCUAUCCUUAGAUCCAACGGUGGCAUUAACAAGGCACAAACUCCAGCAACAAAACAGAGAGAAGAGACGCCGAAAACAUUAUCGCCCAGAUGAAGAUGCAUUUGCUGUGGUUUUAUAUAGGAAAAACUUUCAUAGGAUCUUAUGAAAUUGGGGGUAUUUUUGGAUCUAGGUGAAUAAUUAUAGGAAGCAGAAUAAUUGACUUAAACGUCAGUAAAUCUAAAGUUGCCUUAAAGCCUCUAUAUAUUUAGGGCCUGAAGCAACGUAUUGGGAUCGUGUCACGUAGGAAUGGGCAGUCAUUCUUGGCUUAUAGUGUCACUACAUUAGUGCAGGAAGUCUAGCACUGGAAUCAGCUUCCAUGCUACGUAAAGGAUUCUGCCAUUUUCAUUUAAACAAAGUAACCUCAGUUUGAGAUCUCCUCAAAAGAAUGUGUGUGGUAAUGUUAAAAAAAAACAAGUACUUGUGUGUUGCCAAACUCAUAGGCCUUAGGUUCUUAUCUCUUGCCAUCAAUUGAUCUUUAUUGUUUGUUAAUAGAGCUUUUCAGUCAUGACAUCAAUUUGUAGACCAACCCGAAAGACUAAUUCGCCAUGGGUUCCCUCAGGAAUUUUAAAUGGGUUUUUAGAAUAGUGAUGUUUGAUUUAUGAGGAAAAUAAGCUCUGUGGCUAACAUUACUGGAAGCAACUUUCUGUUUUUGUUCGGCAACAAGAAUACUUGCUUGAUACAAUAAAUGACGUAUAAUUCAUCAGAAAACCAUAGCUGUGCUUAUGUUGCAGCAUACUGUCAACAUUUUAAAAAUUCAUGUUUGAGGUAUGACUGUGUGAUUUAUGGCGUAGAACAAAAUGCAAAAGUCUCUUCAAGUAAUUAAACCUUAUUUUACUCUAUUCUUAACCCUUUGGAUAUUCCUGAGGGAACUCACGGCUCAGAAAUGCUAAUUCAAAGGUUUUAGGACUACAAACUGAACAGCUCUAUUUCUGUGGUUUUCUAGUAGUUUCAUAUCUGCUGCUUUAUCUGGCUUUGUUGGGAAAAAGGCUUAAAGGGAGGAGGCCUUCGUUUUAAAUAAUUCUUUUUCUUCUUCUUCUUCUUUUUUUGCUAUAAUUUCAGUGAUUUGUUUUGUUGAUUUUUGCUAGGGGCUUUCUAUUUCAUUAAAGGUGCACUCAGUAACUUUUGUCUUUGUGUCAUCUUGGACUUACACUGACACCUAGCGGCUUGGAUGCGGCAUCAUUUAAAAUCAAUAGUUUUCAGUUUGAGAUGCCAUUGUAGAUAUUUAGCAUUCACAGUUAGCCUUGAUUACUUUAACAUGUCAAAUAAUAGGACAUUUACUGACAUUAAGCGAGUACGUAGUGUUCAGCUGGUCAUGUGAUUCUAACAUGGCAGCCCCCAUGUGUGGACCCUCUCCAUGUAGAAUAAAACAGCUUUUAUAAGGUUACUGAUAUGACUGAAGUCUUCAUUGAGUGGUCCAUGUGAGUGGGCGUGAUUUCCUACCUAUAUAGCAAAAUUACAAUUCAUGUCUUAAGGAGUUAAACUUAAAUGCGGAUGAAAUUACAGAGUGCACCUUUAAGGGUGGUAUUUAUUUUAUUAUUUGUGGAUUGUGGGUUUCCUCAGGGCUUGCAGGUCUCAUUUUAGACAAGAUAGUUUCUCUAUGAUCUAUGUUUCUCAGGAGCUAUUAACAGAAAACACCAUUCAUUGGGUCUCAUUCACUGAUAUGUGAACACAACAAGUGAGUAUGCACAUUCAUUUGUUCUUACCCUCGUUCUGAUGGUGACAAAUCUGGAUGAUCCUAAAUUAGGGAGUCCGUGCCAGCUGUUACUAAUUAGGAUAAUACACACCCAGACAAUCUCCAUAUAAGGGCUUUCCGCACAACACUCUCAUAAGAUGCACUUGUCUGAGAGAAUGUUCAGCAGGAUCUAAAGUGUGCAAUUCUCAAAACCAGUUGAAAUGGCUAAUAGUUUUUUUCACAGUAAUAGUCCAAAUUUAAUGUACUGUCAUUUAAAGGCUGUUCGCACCAAGUGUUGAAGUGUCUCGUUUUUAGAUGGCGAGUCAGAUUAAAAAGAACAUUAACUUUUAAAAAAGCCUCCAGAGACACCUGUGUUCUGUUCUAUUCGUUGUUCUGCAUCUCGCUUUUUUAGUGUAAGAAAUCGUUCGGUCUGAACAGCCCUUUAGUUAUUCAUAUACACAAAGGUAUACAUUUUAUUUCCAUAGAGACACAACAAACAACAAACAUAAUUUCAAAUCGAUACAAUAAUAAAAUGUUAGCUAGCCUUCUAUCCAACACUACUGUAUUUAGGUUUAGUGUUUGGUUAAGGGAUCUGGCUUUAUGGUUAGGUUUGGGUUAGGGGUUAAAUAUAGGAAAACAUUUAAUACAUUUGUUUGUUGGUUUGUUCAUUUUUCUCUAUGGAAGUUAAAGUUGUAUGUUUUUGUCCUAGCCAACUUGUACGAUUUCUUGCGAUUUCGCUAUCUAUCGCAUAUAUCGCACACUAUUAUUAUAACUUGUCAUGAGAGUCGUGGUUUUUGCGUUUGUGCGGUUUCAGUUGGGUCGAAAAUUUUAUGUCAAUUUUGAAUUAAUUUAAGCACCAAUUGUUGAUGAAUCAUGAUUUCUGCAUGAAAACGUCUGCACAUCGAUUUUAUGCAUGGUUAGUGAAUGACACCCAGUAUUUCUCAAUAUCAUAACUUGUUUAUACAAAGGUAUUUUUAUUUCACGGACAUACCCAAGUGCAUUAUCUUUUUUCAUCUUUUUCAUUAGUGCAUGUUGAGUGAAGAGAUGGUGUUUAGUUUUGAAUACAAUGCUAGUGCUCUUAUCAAACCUCCACAACAGUCAUAAUUGUGUAGUGCUUCAGUAUGUAUACAUGCAAUACUCAGUACUUUACCUGGAUACAUGAGAUACUACACACAGUACUUGGAUACAUGCAGUUUCAACAUUUAUUCAGGAUCAGUGCUUGACUACUUCAUUAUGUUGGAGUUUUUUCAGUUCAUCCAUCUGUGUUUUUGGGCCCUAAAGAAACCUGCAACAAUCUUGAUUAACAAAGUAGAUUUACUAAUGUCACAACAUUUAAUUUCUUCAAAAAAUUAUCCUUAAAACAAUGUCAGAAAGCGUUGCUCACAUCACUUGAUCUUAGUCCCCCGAAAUCUACAUUUUAUAGGUGCACACAGUAACUUUUUUUUUUUUGUGUCAUCUUGGACUUGCAGUGACACCUAGUGGUGUGGAUGCAGCAUCAUUUAAAAUCAAACGUUUUCCUUAACAGAUGCCAUUGUAGAAUUUACUAUUUACUGUCAGACAUUGUUAAUUUAGUCCAAGAGUGAAAGUUUCCAAUAACAGGGUGGUUACUAAGAUUGAGUAAGUGGUAUUCGGCUGGUCAUGUGUUUGUAACAUGGCAGCCCCAUUAGGGGACCCGCUCAACAUAGAAUAAAAUAGCUUUUAUAAGGCUACUAAUAUGACUGGAAUUAUCUCCUCAUGUGAGUGGUCAUGACUUAAUACAUACGUUUCAAAAUUACAAUUCAUUUAUUUCGGAGUAAAACAUUUUUAAUGAAGAAAGAAAAUACUGUGUGCACCUUUAAGAUAAGAGCAAAUGUGUGGUUUCUUCCACACGUUUACCUCUUUGUGAAAGUGACUUCUCUGCAUGUUAAGUUAGCAAAGGAUAGAUCUUUAUGUGUUAAUUAUGGGCUUAAGGGACUAAAGCAUUUACCAAAGUGUGUUUCACUGCAUAUUUGUUUUUUGUUUUUUUACUUUUUGAUCAAGACUUUGGAGCUUGUUUAAAUAUCUCAAAAUGUAAGGGUAUAAGGGGCGAGUUGAGUAAAAAUAAUGAGCAGGAUACAUAGCUAGUUUAUGAAAAACAAUGUGUUUUUCAGGGAGUAAAUUUGACCAACCUUCUAUCCCUGUGGUAUUGUAAGCACACUUCUCUAAAGUCUUAUUGUAUUUGGAUUCACAGAACACCAGGCACAUAAAAUCAGAUUAAUUACAGUUGUAAUUGAAGAACAAUUGUAGCAACUGCAUAUCCGAUAAGAAGAUGAAUGCCAAGUCUGCAGCUCUUGUUGGUAUUAUUGCAUUAUAAGUGUUCAAAACCUUUUUAGUACAAAAUGAAGAGUUUUGCUCACGAGUCCUUUAAUAUAUCAAUUGUAUAUUUUUGCUUAUUUUUCCUUAAAGAUUUAGCUUAAGGUGAUAGUUCAUCAAAAUACAAAAACCGGGCCAUGUCCAGGAUUUUAUACAUGGGGGGCAAGUGUAGAAUAAGGGGUGGCAACUAGGGCCGCAUUAAGGUAGUCCGGGGCUUACCUCUUUGCUUUGUCCUGCCAGAUGUCAGACCAGACCGCAGUUCUGUCCUCUUUAAUCACACUCAUGUUCUUCCAAAAUGACUUUCUGUCCUCCAUUGAACACAAGGGAGAUGCUCACGAGAAUGUUAGAUUCAAUCACCUUCACUUUCAGUGUUUCUUUUUUCACAUACAAUGAAAGUGAAUGGUGACUAAGGCUUACAUUCUGCUUAACAUGUCCUUUAGAGGUCCACAGAGGUAAAAAAAAAAAAAAAGUAGUCAUAUGGGUUUUGAACAAUGUGUAGAUGAGUAUAAAAUUUUGUGGGCGCUGUCCUGUUAAUGUAUUAAUUGUGGGGUAACAUUUUACAAUAAGGUUCCAUUUUGUUAACGUGAACUAACAAUGAACAAUAGUUUACAGGAUUUAUUUAUCUUGGUUAAUGUUAAUUUCAACAUAUUGUAUAUUAAUAUUUUAAUUUUUUAAAUCAAAAGUUGUAUGUUAACAUUAGUUAUUGCACUAGGAAUGAACAAUGAACAGUUGUAUUUUUAUUAACUAACAUUAACAAAUGUUAAUAAAUUCUGUAAAAUAAUACAUUGAUCAUGGAAAAUUGUCAUUUUUACUCACCUUCACAUGGUUCAUGAAACCUACUGCAUUAACUAAUGUUAAUGAAUGGGAUCUUAUUGUAAAGUGCUACCAAUUGUAACUAGUGUACUAAUCACAUAACAAGCACCUCAAUGCAAACUUGCUUCAAACGUCCAAAGUUGUAGCGAACACACACACAAGAUGAGACAGUCACAAUGUCGGAUGAAACUGCUUUAUUAAUAGAAAGCAGGCAAAAGUACAUAACAGGGUAAAUCCAGAGGGAGAAUUGUCGAGGGAAGCGUAGGGUCAAUAGCCGGGGAAUCAAAGUAUCGUAAGGGGCAAAUCUGGGAGAGAGUGGUAAACGAGAGCGGGAGGUCGAAGCCGGGAAAACAGUUAACAAUUAGGGCGAAGAACUAGACGGGACUAGCGGGAUCAAAGACAGGAGAACAAGGGGAGCUGGCAAGCUAAGGGGUAAGCAAGAGGAGGUCAAAACUAGACGAGACUAGCGGGGGGCAAAGAUACGGGAAACUAAACACAAUAACCAACCCCCGUGAAACGGAUGUGCUGUGGUAUUUAUAGGGGAAGGUGCAGGUGUAAACAAUGAAAGGUGAUGAGACGAGUGCAGGUGAAACUAAUGUGCAGGAGGAUUGGAAGCGCGUGAGAAACUCGAGGAAGGGAGAUAACCUACGAGCAUGUGAGCGAGUAGGAGCAAAGUGGGCGUGAGGGCUCGAGCGAGCAAAAAGAGCGUGAAAAGCUCGAGGGUGCGGAGCGAGGGAGUGAGGUCGAGGGAGUGAGUGUGUGUGCGACGAAGCGGGGAUGGGGCAGAGGAGCGGGGUUCGUGACAAAAGUGCCAAAUCACAUGAGGUGCACAAGCUGUACGUCUGCAACAAAAAGAUCACUUUAUUUGAAAAUGUUUGCAACAGGGUGAGAAGUUUGUACUAAAAAAAAAAAAAAGAGUGAUUUAUUUGGUCUUAAAAAAAAUAUUAAAUAAACAUUUUUACCCACUGAGAAUGGGAGAGGUUUUAGUUUUCACUCUCCCUUUUGCACUUUUGGUAGGAAUGAGUCGUGAUUGUGCUAAUGUAGAAAACUGCCAGAGCAAUGCAAGAGACUUUUGUGAUACUCAAUGGUUUGAAUAGAUGGUUACUAAAACGUAAAUGCUUGAAUUUCCCCACAUGGUUACACUAUAUUCAGUGUAGCAUCUUUUAUUGUUAAACAAAAUAAACCAUGAUGGCAUUCCAGUGUUAUAGGCGUACAUGUAAACAGGUUGCAUCCAUAGAAUGACAUUAGACUGUGUUCAUUGUUGUUUAUGUGUAAACAUUGUCCCUUUGUUCAAAUACAUUGUCUCUUUGCUCAAAAAUAUCAGCUGCAUACAGCCAAAGGUUUUUAGUUUGUCAAGGCCCAAGUAAUUAAUAUUGAAGGCAUAGAUCAGCAUUAUUUAUCUGUUAAAUUUCAGUUAUGUGGGGUUAAGUCAUUCAUUGAUUUCUGUACUAUUUCCAACUACUGAUUCAGCCAUGAAUAUGUGAAACUGUGUGACUACUGUAAUUUCUCUAUAGUGCACAACUUUUACACUAACCCCCUAAACGGUUCUGUCCUUUUUUAUUGUCUUGUUGACAUGUUUUUUGAUCAUUCAAAUGUUAAUGAUUUGUGACCCUUUAUAAACAUGCAAACCCCCUUACUGAUUUCUGAGCUUUCCAGUUAUUGCCCAGAAUCAUGUACUCUCACAAUAUUAUUCCUACGGACUGGUCUUGGCAUUGCAUAAACCUGUAAUGUACUGGAACAUUAAGGAUUUGUAUUAAAUGUUUCAAGGUUGUUGAGAUAAACAGGAAAUUAAUACCUAAUGCGUUACCCGUUUCAAUAUAAUGAGUCCUCUUUUGUGCAAAACAACUUUUUUACUCUCAUGCAACAUGGAUUGAGAACUGUUCGGAGGGGAACCAAAACUGUCUCACUGAUUUUUUUUUUUUCCUUCUUUAAAUCAGUGUAAUAACCAUAAAUUGAGAUGUGAUAAUUACCCUUGACAUUUGACUGGUUUGAGGAGUGCUCUGAAGUUUUGCCAAGCCAAACAAUCCUCCUUUGAAAACAGGACUUGGGACAAUUAUUUAAUUCCACUACCUUGUUGAAAGUCACAAAACAAA